This is a messenger RNA of Neodiprion fabricii, 2762 nucleotides long. RefSeq names its product probable peroxisomal acyl-coenzyme A oxidase 1 (gene ACOX1). Bases 197 to 2197 code for a protein of 666 amino acids. The record is from RefSeq and is a predicted model, not a curated record. Gene Ontology annotation, molecular function: fatty acid binding; acyl-CoA oxidase activity; FAD binding. Gene Ontology annotation, biological process: lipid homeostasis; fatty acid beta-oxidation using acyl-CoA oxidase. The transcript has 11 exons. NCBI's taxonomy places the organism in Eukaryota, Metazoa, Arthropoda, Insecta, Hymenoptera, Diprionidae. Gene Ontology annotation, cellular component: peroxisome.
GACGUCUGUCAGCAGAAGUUCAAUUCCUCUAGUACAGAGUAGAUCGUGAAGCACGGACACGGAACGCGCUUUCAUGAAAAGUUAAAAAUUUUUUAUCCGCAAGAAGACUGCGUGGUAAUAAGUAUUUCAAGUUCAGGUAGUUAACGCUUGAUGCCAGAAGUUUUUAAAGUUCUAUAAAAUUAAUUGCAAAUUAAGAAUGACAACGGUAAACAAAGAUUUGCAAAAAGAACGAGAAAGGUGUACAUUCGAUCCUUUGGAAUUAACACAUUUACUUGAUGGUGGUGUAGAGAAAACUGCUAUCCGGCGAGAGAGAGAGGAAUUCUUUUUAAGUGACCCCCAACUUCAGGACACCGUGCCUGCCGAAUAUAAGAGUCAUAAAGAAAAGUAUGAAGAUGCUAUUCGUAAAGGAUGUAGGGUUCUCGAAAAAGUGCAGGAACUUCAAGAACAAGGGAAAGCAGAUAUGGAUGUAUUCUCACAAGUACUCGGUGGCAUGUUGGGAUCAGCUAUCUUAAAAGAUGGGAAUCCGUUGACUUUACACUACGUUAUGUUUAUUCCUGCACUUAUGGGACAAGGCACCGUGGAACAACAAGGAUAUUGGAUAUCGAAAGCCUGGUCAUGCAACAUCAUUGGAACAUAUGCACAGACCGAACUUGGUCACGGAACUUUUAUUAGGGGUUUGGAAACGACAGCCACUUACGACUCUUCAACUCAAGAAUUCGUUCUCAACAGCCCAACUUUGACUUCUUACAAAUGGUGGCCCGGUGGAUUGGGUCAAACAGCCAAUUAUGCUGUGGUUGUGGCACAACUAUACACCCAAGGGCAGUGCAAAGGUAUCCAUCCGUUUAUCGUCCAACUCAGAGAUGAAGAUACUCAUGAACCGUUACCUGGCAUUCAAAUUGGAGAAAUUGGCACGAAAUUGGGUAUGAACGCAACGAACAAUGGAUUUCUUGGUUUUGACCACGUUAGAAUACCCAGAGAGCAUAUGUUGAUGAAAAAUUCACAGGUGUUGGAAGAUGGAACGUAUAUCAAAGCUCCAAGUGACAAGUUGACGUAUGGUACAAUGAUGUUUGUACGUGUGGUGCUGAUAAAAGAUAUUGCGAGAUAUUUAUCGAAAGCGGUUACAAUUGCAGUAAGAUAUAGCGCAAUUAGACGACAGUGUCAAAUUACAUCGGACAAACCAGAGGUUCAAAUAAUCGAUUAUGUUACACAACAGUAUAAACUGUUCCCUCAACUGGCUACAUGUUUCGCAUUGUCAAUGUCCGCGGAAUGGAUUUGGGACAUGUACAACAACGUCACUGCCGAAUUAGACCAAGGCGAAUUAGAAAGACUUCCUGAGUUACAUGCAUUAGCAUGCUGUUUGAAAGCAGUUGCAUCCUCAGAUGCAGCAGGAGGAAUCGAAGUAGUGCGAUUAUCUUGCGGUGGCCAUGGUUAUAUGAGUGCAAGUAAUUUGCCAGCCACCUACGGCUUGGUUACAGCUGCAUGUACAUAUGAGGGUGAAAAUACUGUAUUAUUCCUUCAAACGGCUAGAUAUUUGGUCAAAGCUUGGAGGCAAGCAAUCAGUGGUCAAGAUUUACCACCAACUGUGAAAUACUUGACGCAACUUUCUCGUGGUAUCAAGCAAAGGCCUUGGAAGAAUACGCUUACGUGUAUCAUAAGGGCUCAUCAAUCGGUUGCAGCUGGAAAAAUUCGGCUCGCAACGGAAAAUAUGGACAGGCGAAUACGUAGCGGUUUAUCGCAGGAAGAAAGUUGGAACCAAACGAGUAUUGAACUGGUACAGGCAGCAGAAUCCCAUUGUCGACUGUUUAUCGUCGAACGAUUUAUUACAGCCGUACGAAAUUUGACCAGGAUUUCUAAACAAUUGCAUACAGUAUUAACACAACUGUGUGAACUUUACGCUGUCUACUGGGUAUUGCAACGGGUGGGCGACUUUAUUCGGUUUUCAUGUCUAAAUGUCGAAGAUGUUCCCGUACUCCAGUCUCACCUGGAAGAACUAUUAUCUCAAAUUCGUCCAAAUGCUGUUGGAAUAGUCGAUGGGUUUGAUAUUAGAGAUGAAGUCUUGGGGUCAGCCCUUGGAGCAUACGAUGGAAAUGUGUACGAACGUCUGUAUGCCGAGGCGAUGAAAAGUCCACUAAAUCAAGAGAGUGUUAACAAAUCGUUUCAGUUACAUCUCAAGCCUUUCCUGAAAAGCAAUUUAUAACAAAGGAAGAAAUGUGAAAAUAUCAAGAUGCACUUGAGCAGCCGAGCUACGAUCAACUGAUCAUCACUGAUGUAAACGAGUUGAUGAUAAUUAAUCCACGCAGGACUCGAAUACAUCAGUCGUAUGAUUUCUAUACAAAUCACAAAGAUCCUGCACAAUAUACGUGGGUACUACAUUGAUCUGAAGAAGAUAAAUCUCUACGAAUUCACAAGCCAUGACAGUCGGUACUUUAUACUGAAAAUACAUAUCAUAUAUGUCGACAACAUUGCAAGAUUUUUAUGCUGCCACUUUAUAAUAUGAUUAAAGAAAUGUUUGACCUACAUUCUUUUGCAAUCAUAUUCCAGUUUUACUAACCAUUUCCUUUUUUUAAAGUCCAUCAAGUGAAAUUUCUUCAUUAUUUUACUACUAUUUACUACCAUAUUUGACAAAAAAGGACCUCAAGUCAAAACAGAAGUCAGGUAAAGAAAGAGUGAGAAGUAUCUUAUUCAGAGAUAUUUUAGGUUCAAACAGUAACGUACUUUAGCUUAAUUGUAUCAGCAACUAGUUUGUGCAUUGAAUAGUUUGG